UGGACUUCUUUUGUCCGAUCAGGACAAUGAGUAGAUUUCAGAGAGAAUCGAGCGGCGUGUGGCUAAAAACAUGGAGCAAAGUGUUGGGUCGCUUCAGGAGCAGGCUCUAAAGAGGAAGGAGAGGCUAAAGGCUCUAAGAGAGAAACAGCUUCAUGGGCGAGAGCAGGACGAUGGGGAGCCUGAGAGCAAAAAAGCCACAUUAGAAGAGGCCACUCAAGAGAAACACAGAGAACUGAAAUUGAGGAAUUACGCUCCAGAGGAUGAAGAGCUAAAGGAAAGACAGGUGCCUAAAGCCAAACCAGCAUCAGUGGAAGAUAAAGUAAAAGAUCAGUUAGAGGCAGCUAAUCCAGAGCCCAUCAUUGAGGAAGUGGAUUUAGCCAACCUUGCCCCAAGAAAACCAGACUGGGAUCUAAAGCGCGAUGUGGCAAAGAAGCUGGAGAAGUUGGAGAGGAGAACACAGAGAGCCAUCGCUGAGCUCAUCCGUGAUCGUCUGCGAGGCCAUGAAGAGGAGUUGGCCGAAGCCGUUGGAGCCAUCGGAGCAGAGGCGGGAGAUUCAGACUGAAUCCAAGAUGUGACAGAAAACAAGGAGACUAAACAGAGAUGCCCAAGAUUUACUGCAGCAGUCACAUCUGGGUUGUGCAUACAGAUUUAAUUGUGCAGGGAGUAAAGCAGUGUUUCCUGUCAGGUCUUCAGUCGAGUCAUAGCUUCUGUCCUUGUAGUACAUUCUGUAUAUGUGUUUUUUUUGGAGAUGCAUUAUUAAUGAAACGGCCAAUAUUUUGUAAAAUUAAAAUAUUGUUUUUUAAA
Messenger RNA from Haplochromis burtoni (Burton's mouthbrooder), 804 nucleotides. RefSeq names its product coiled-coil domain containing 12 (gene ccdc12). The record is from RefSeq and is a predicted model, not a curated record. The transcript has 7 exons. The coding region runs from base 71 to 562 and encodes 163 amino acids. Gene Ontology annotation, cellular component: U2-type spliceosomal complex; post-mRNA release spliceosomal complex. NCBI's taxonomy places the organism in Eukaryota, Metazoa, Chordata, Actinopteri, Cichliformes, Cichlidae.